This is a messenger RNA of Camellia sinensis, 1509 nucleotides long. The record is from RefSeq and is a predicted model, not a curated record. Lineage: Eukaryota; Viridiplantae; Streptophyta; Magnoliopsida; Ericales; Theaceae.
AUGGAAGGUUCAAACAAUCCUAGUCAGGAAGUUGAAGAACCCGAGAGUGGUGAAGUUGAAGAACCAAAGCAGGGGAUGCGUUUUACUCCAAAGCAAGAAGUGUAUGCAUUUUAUGCAAAAUAUGCGAAGCACUUUGGAUUUGCUAUAGCUUAUGGAACACAAAAUUUUGGUAAUGAUGGGGAACUAAAAUACUUCGGAAUUGAAUGUACUCGAGCAAGGAUGAGAAGAAAGAGAUCGGAAGUGAACCCGCUAGAACCAUCUUUGUCAUCUAAAAAUGAUUGUAAAGCAAAACUAAGAGGGAGUCUACAAAAGGAUGGAACAUAUAAGUUGACAACCGUUGUGCUGGAGCAUACUCACGACUUGGUUCCUAGUGACUCAUGGCAUUUUGCUAUGAAUAAGAGAAUUCUAACUCCUGUGAAAAGAAGAUUAGAAAUAAAUGAUGAGGCAGGGAUAGGAGUGGCUAGGAAUUUUCAUUCUAUGGUUGUUGAAGCGGGGGGAUUUGAGGCAUUAACAUUUGACGAACGAGAUGCCAGGAAUCACAUUGACAAGGCUAGAAGAUUAAGGCUUGGAGUAGGAGAUGCCGAAUCAGUUGCGUUUUAUUUUCAUAGGAUGCAACAACAAAAUUCGAACUUCUACUCUGAAAUGGACUUUGAUGGAGAAGGACGCUUGCGGAACUUAUUUUGGGCAGAUGCAAGGAGUAGGGCAGCUUAUAACGCAUUCGGAGAUGUUGUCACAUUUGACACAACCUAUCUGACAAACAAAUAUGACAUGCCGUUUGCUCCAGCUUGGUUAAGUUGCAUGUCAGACACUCCUCCGAAUGCUAUAAUAACUGACCAGUGCAAAGCUAUGCAAAAUGCCAUACAAGUUGUCUUCCCACAGGCUCGACAUCGUUGGUGUUUAUGGCAUAUAAUGAAGAAAAUUCCAGAAAAAUUGAGAGCCUAUUCGGAAUAUGAAUCCAUAAAGUUUGCUUUGCAAAAGGCAGUUUAUGAGUCUUUCACAAAAAAUGAAUUUGAUGAAGAAUGGCAAGCAAUGAUUGAAAAGUUUGGUCUACAUGAUAACGAUUGGUUGGGGGGAUUUUAUGAUGAGCGACAUAGGUGGAUUCCUGCCUAUGUGAAAGACAUGUUUUGGGCUAGUAUGUCAACCACACAACGAAGUGAGAGUAUGAAUGCAUUUUUUGAUGGAUAUGUCAACUCGAAAACUACUUUAAAGCAAUUUGUUGAGCAGUAUGACAAUGCCUUGAGAAGUAAGGUAGAGAAAGAGGCCAAAGCAGAUUUUAAAUCUCGAAACAAAUUGUAUGAUUGCCUAACGAUGUAUGCUUUUGAGAAGCAAUUUCGUGCAGCAUACACAAACGCAAAAUUUAAAGAGGUUCAAGUAGAAAUGAAACGAUUAUUGUAUUGUCGUGCGACUCUUGUGGAAGAGAAAGGAUCAAUUUGUACUUAUCAUGUGAAAGAGGCUAUUCCAGUUGGUGAGCAAAUGAAGAAAGUGGAAUUUGUUGUGUACUGUACAUGA